GAGGCUGUUGGUUAGUUUGUUUCUCUUGGUAUUGCCUUGUCUCACUGUGGACAUUUGUUACCGUGGCUGAUGCUAGUUAGCAAUUCUUUUGUGUUUUGGUUUAUUUUUUUAUUUUGAGGAAAACAGUGGUUGAAGACCAAGUUCAUCGGGCAUCGGAUCGCAAGGGAGAGCAGGAGACCAGGCUCUCCUCAAGACCACCAUGGAGGGUGAGGAAAUGGCCGCCCAGCUUAAAGCGCUGACUGAGUUGGUGCAGCAACUGCAGGCGGAUAAUAGGAAGCUUAGGGAAGAGGUCACACAGCGACAAGCCCCCCCAACUGACAGCGGUGCGUCAUCAGGUCAGUCCUCUAGCUCUAGUACUGUACAUAAUGAUGACCGUAGGCCAGGCCCACCUGUAUUAGAACGGUAUGUGUACAUCCCUCGUGAUCGUAAAUGCCCAAGGUUUUCAGGGAAGCUAUCCCAUGAUUCUUUGACUGUGGAGGAAUGGGUUGAGGAAGCCCGUCGCCAUUUGUCUCUACGUCCUAUGCCCCUUUCUGAACAGACCCUAAAUAUCUUUGACUUGCUUGAUGGCGAGGCCAAAGCAGAAGUUAAGUUCCGCCCUACCUCGGCUUGUGAUAGCCCAGAGAAAAUCUUCGAAAUACUUAAAAGUAUGUAUGGGUGCACUCAGUCUUAUAUUAGUCUUCAGAAAGCAUUCUUCCAGCGACGACAACUUGAGAGCGAGUCCUUAAGAGAAUAUUCUCAUGCGCUCAUGCACAUGCUAGAAGCCGUGAAUCUAAGAGAUCCUGCAUGUUUUGCUAAUCCGGACAUAGUAUUACGUGAUCAAUUCAUCGAGAAUGUGAGGGAUGUCAUGUUGAAGCGUGAGCUGCGACGUCAAGUCCGGUCUCAGCCCUCCAUUGUGUUCUAUGACAUUCGCAGCGAAGCUUUUCGCUGGGUACAGGAAGGCGAACACACUAGUCAAAGACCCCGUGCCCACUCUUUUAGCACACAUGCUGCUCCCGCGUAUGACGUUGAUUCUAAUGCUGUAUCUGCUAAGCCCACAAACGAGUUGACAGAGCUGAAAGAAUCCCUUCGUAAACAACAGGCUCAGCUAGACACAAUCUUGAAACGACUUGACUCUUCCCAGCUUGCCGCUCCCUCCAGCCUUGGGCCACAGUCACGUCCACGCUUGCGCUUCCAAGCCGAUGGCACACCCAUAUGCGCACACUGCAGCCAGCCCGGUCACAUAGCGCGAUUCUGUCGAUCUAGGUCUAGUACUGGUCCUAGAAUAGAGGUAGCAUCCCAUGCCCAAACUCAGCAGCAGGAAAACUAGCACCCCCUUACGUUAUGACCCAAACGUCGGGUGGGGAGCUUUCGGGUUGUUGUCCUGUGGAUACGUCACUGCUCAUUGGGAAAUGCCCUGUAAUAGAGGUCCAAAUUGGGGGUGUUGGUGUGGCCUGCUUACUGGAUACUGGGUCGAUGGUUACGACCAUUACUCAGAAGUUCUUUGAGCAGCGGUUACAGUCACGUCUCCAACUUCAGCUGCAGCCUUGCACUUGGCUUAAGCUUAAGGCAGCGAAUGGCCUAGAGAUACCCUACUUGGGGUACCUGGAAAUGGAUGUCCAUCUCUUCGGCCGAAUUUUUCCAAAGAUGGGUAUUCUCGUCGUUAAAACCCCAACUGACCCCAACGCCCAGCCUCAUAAGAAGUCGGUCCCUGGCCUUUUAGGAAUGAAUAUAAUCCGUCAUUGUUACCAAGAAUUAUUCACCGACCAUGGCAGUGCACUUUUCCGUUCACCUG
Messenger RNA from Clupea harengus (Atlantic herring), 1771 nucleotides. RefSeq lists its product as uncharacterized. NCBI's taxonomy places the organism in Eukaryota, Metazoa, Chordata, Actinopteri, Clupeiformes, Clupeidae. The transcript is spliced from 2 exons. The record is from RefSeq and is a predicted model, not a curated record. Bases 200 to 1306 code for a protein of 368 amino acids.